Drosophila elegans is the source of this 1391-nucleotide messenger RNA. RefSeq names its product trichohyalin (gene Cpr72Ec). The record is from RefSeq and is a predicted model, not a curated record. The transcript has a single exon. The coding region runs from base 14 to 1270 and encodes 418 amino acids. NCBI's taxonomy places the organism in Eukaryota, Metazoa, Arthropoda, Insecta, Diptera, Drosophilidae.
UCAGAAGAAGAAGAUGCACUGCUUCACUUGGACGAUUCUGGCUGGGCUUUUGGCCCUUGUCUCGGCUGCUGGAUUGCCUCAAAGGCCAAGUAGUGGCUACCAGGAGCAGGACACGGCCAGAGCCUUCUACUCCUACGGCUAUAGCGACGACAACGCGGCCAGGGCCGAAUACUCCUCCCGAGAUGGCACCUCCCGGGGCUUCUACUCUUACGUGGAUGCCGAUGGCAAACUACAAACUGUUCGAUAUGAGGCAAAUGGCAUUCAGGGUUUCAAGGCCGAGGCGAGUAACCAACCCCAAGCUCCGGUGGACGAGGGCAGGGCUCCAUUGCCAGUAACAGAUACGGAGGAAGUGCAGCAGGCUCGUCUGUCCCACCUAAAUGCUCUGAGGGAUGCGCGGGAGAAGGCUUUAGCGACCAGUUUGCGCGAGGAGGCGGACAGACGACAGCAACAGGAUCAGACAAGAAACAACGGCGAGGAUCAGCAGUCGGGGGAGCAGAGCCUGACCGAUGAGGAUGCCGCGAUCUUGGAGAGAGUUCGGGCCGAGCUCUCAGCCAUGCUGGCCGAUCGGCAGCGAUCUGGCAAUCUGCCCAGGAACAGGGAAGAUCAGGAUCAGGAAAUCCGACAGGAACAGAGGCAGGAGCAAAGACUGGAUCAAAGGCAGAAGCAACAAGAAGAUCGACGACAGGAUCAGCGAGAAGAUCGGCGACAAGAUCAGCGAGAUGAUCGCCGCCAAGAUCAGCGAGAUGAUCGCCGCCAAGAUCAGCGAGAUGAUCGGCGACAAGAUCAGCGAGAAGAUCGGCGACAAGAUCAGCGGGAAGAUCGACGACAGGACCAGCGAGAUGAUCGUCGCCAAGAUCAGCGAGAAGAUCAAGAGUCCCGGCAAAAUCAACGACAAGAUCAGUCCCGAAACCAGGAAAACCUACGGGAAUCGAAUACCAACCGUGAAAAUGAUCGUCAAAUCGAUCGCCAAAGCUCCCAGCUUCUUCAACUGCCGAGCUCCUCCGAUGGCGAUGCCAAUGAUCUGCGCCUGCGAACCAUCUAUUCCCUGUCCGAUCUCAGUUCCAGCAGCUAUCUGAAGCUCGGUGAUUUGGCCAGUAGCGAGAAACUGCUGGAGGAUCGUUUGGACAACAGUGAUCUCCGUGUGCCGAUCGGUGCCUACUACACCCUGGUUUCGCCCAACACCAAGUACAGUGUGACCACGCCCACGGAGCUGAGAACCCUGCGUCCAGUGGCCCUCAGUCGCAGUUUGUUGGUGAGCAAACGCAAUUGAAGGAUUUAGGCUACGUACUGUGGAUCAAGGCCGACUUAUGAUCGUGGAACAGAAUGAAGUGUAACUUUGAUGUGUUUCCUAAGAAUAAAUGCAAGACAGAGCACCAUUGUGCCAAAUUAAA